Musca vetustissima is the source of this 1406-nucleotide messenger RNA. RefSeq names its product photoreceptor-specific nuclear receptor (gene Hr51). Gene Ontology annotation, biological process: anatomical structure development; cell differentiation; positive regulation of transcription by RNA polymerase II. The record is from RefSeq and is a predicted model, not a curated record. The transcript is spliced from 9 exons. The annotation marks the transcript as partial. Gene Ontology annotation, molecular function: zinc ion binding; nuclear receptor activity; RNA polymerase II cis-regulatory region sequence-specific DNA binding. Lineage: Eukaryota; Metazoa; Arthropoda; Insecta; Diptera; Muscidae.
UACAGAUGCCAGGCUGGUACCGGUCGCUGCAUCGUCGACAAGGCCCAUCGGAAUCAGUGUCAGGCCUGCCGGCUCAAGAAGUGCCUUCAAAUGGGAAUGAACAAGGAUGCCGUGCAAAAUGAACGUCAACCACGAAACACCGCCACCAUUCGGCCAGAGACACUGCGGGAGAUGGAGCAUGGAAGGGCCUUGCGUGAGGCAGCCGUGGCCGUGGGCGUUUUUGGACCACCCGUUUUAUUGUCGCCGCCUUGCUAUGGACCUGCUUUACUGCCGCCACCAUCUCUUUCUGGCCUGCCAACAGGACGUCUAUUACAUCACAAUCACCUGGCGGCCGCCACCUCAAUGCAAUUGUCCUCGGGCAUGAAUCAGAAUCCUGGCGGUCCUGGUGGUUUUCCCAUGUUCAACAACAAUCACCUCUACCACUCUGCAGCCAACAACAACAGCCAUGCGAAUAGUGUUACCACCAAAGAUAGACGUUAUCUUGAUCUCUCAUCGAGUGGCGGUACCAUAUCGUCCUCGUCCAACUCGUCAAGCAGCAAUUCCAUAGAUCCCUGUUCGCCACCACCCGAAAAUGGUAAUAAUGAGAACAACAACAACAAAAAGGAGGUCAUCAGUGGUGGUAGUGUGUCGUCCAUAAGUUCCGCCAGUCCCAUAAUGGAUAAUGAUGACGACUCCAUUGAUGUCACCAAUGAGGACGAUGACCCUGAACCGAUGGCAAAUGGUGACAAAUCCUUGAUGCAAUUUGACAUAGCCCAAAUCAUGUCCUCCAAUCUCUAUGUCCAACAACAUGAAACGGUCUAUGAGACCAGUGCUCGACUUCUUUUCAUGGCAGUGAAAUGGGCCAAAAAUCUGCCCAGUUUUGCAGGACUUUCGUUUAGGGAUCAGGUCAUAUUACUGGAAGAAUCCUGGUCGGAUUUAUUCCUGCUGAAUGCCAUCCAAUGGUGUCUGCCGCUGGAUGUGGCCAAUUGCCACCUGUUUUCGGUAACGGAACAUUGUAACAAUCAUGAGGCUUCAUCCAAUGGCAGUGGGAAUAAUAAUUGUAUGACCAAGGAAGAGAUUGCCUCCGAUGUUCGCACGCUAUAUGAGAUUUUCUGCAAAUUCAAGGCAGUCAUUGUUGAUCCCGCCGAAUUUGCGUGCCUUAAGGCCAUUGUGCUAUUUCGGCCAGAGACAAGGGGUCUCAAGGAGCCGGCACAAAUUGAAAAUUUACAAGAUCAGGCACAUGUUAUGUUGGCACAGCACACCAAAUCGCAGUUUACCGCGCAAGUGGCCCGCUUUGGACGUUUACUGUUAAUGUUGCCACUGCUGCGAGCAAUCAAUUCACAUAAAAUCGAACUGAUUUAUUUUCAAAGGACCAUUGGUAAUACACCGAUGGAAAAGGUCCUUUGCGAUAUGUAUAAAAAUUAAUU